This is a messenger RNA of Passer domesticus (house sparrow), 860 nucleotides long. RefSeq names its product HOP homeobox (gene HOPX). Bases 267 to 488 code for a protein of 73 amino acids. Lineage: Eukaryota; Metazoa; Chordata; Aves; Passeriformes; Passeridae. Gene Ontology annotation, cellular component: nucleus. Gene Ontology annotation, molecular function: DNA binding. The record is from RefSeq and is a predicted model, not a curated record. Gene Ontology annotation, biological process: cell differentiation; regulation of transcription by RNA polymerase II. The transcript is spliced from 3 exons.
GCCACCGGGAGCCCGCGGAGCCAGAACCCCGCGCGGAGGGAGCCCUGCCAAAGGGAGCGGGUGCCAAACCUGAAUUACCAGCCCGGAGAGUGGCUGUGGAUCCCGCGAGCUCCUGUGAUUUGCGGCAGGUUUUUCAGGUCCCCGCCUGUCAAACACACACGCAGAUACUUAAGCAGUCACCCGAGGACCUGCGGGGUUCUUGUUUUACGCACUUCUGGUCCCCGCCAGCUCCAGUGCCUGGCCCCAUAGCCCUGCCUCAGGAGGAGAUGGCCAUGGAAAAGCCAGUGAUUCCCACUGAGGAGCAGCUGGAGAUCCUGGAAUACCACUUCUGCAAGGUGAAUAAGCAUCCUGACCCCACCACACUGUGCCUCAUCGCUGCUGAGACCGGGCUCUCCGAGGAGCAGACUCUGAAAUGGUUCAAGCAGCGCCUGGCGGAGUGGAGGAAGUCUGAAGGGCUGCCCUCAGAAAGUGGGUCUGUCAGGGACUAGAGGAUGCUGCUCCAAUCCCCUUGCCUCUUACAAAGGAUGGUGAAGCUCUUCAGAGUGGGUUUCCUUGGGGUUCUUCUGUUGCAAUAGGUUUUGCGAUACAAAGUAAUACUCUGCUAUUUAACAUAAAUCUUAUUUAACAUGUACAUAACUAGAAAAAACCCAACUAUAUAUAUAUAGAGCUAUAUAUGUAUACACGUGUGUGUAUACAACUUUUGAUGGCUGAUAACCUAUCUCGUGAUUCCAACCCAUUAACAACAGCUGCACAAGAAAAGGCAAUUUCAUACCCUUGUCCCAGGCUUGAAGUAAUUUUGCCAUGAUAUAUGUUCAAAUAUAGAAGGAAGAAAUAAAGAUUCUUUUUCUUUACAAUCCCCA